AUGGAAUACGAUACAAAGACCCCCAAAUCCGUCACCAGCGACCCGACGUCGUUUGCCCACGACUCUGUGCGAAACCGCUGGCCGGUUAUCCUGACUGGCGCCAUUGACGACGUCUACCGCGCCGCCCAUUCCGCCGACCCCGAGAAGCACGCUGAAGGCAAUAAGAUUAUUCAGCGGCUGGUCGAUCUGAAAUACGGCGUUCUUCACGACUACAAGCUUACCCCCAUUGUCGACGAUGGCUACCCCGACGAGAUUGCUCGCUACAACAAAGAGAUUGAGCAGUUGGGCGAGCCUACAUGGUUGGACGUCCCGUGGCUGUUCUCCGAGUGCUACAUGUACAGACGCAUCAGCACCUUUUUCAGUCUCUCCAAGCACUGGAAGAACUAUGACAUCUUUUCCCGCCAGAAGAUGGACACGUUCCGUACCUCUCGCAAUGCAGUUGUUGAGCUAGCUUCCCGAUACAAGGAGUUUGUCACGGAGCUUCGCUCUAACAAAGAUGCAACUCAUGACGAGGAGGCCGAGAAGCUUCUCUUCACCGAAAUGUUCGAGAUCUGCCUCUGGGGCAACGCAACCGACCUAUCUCUGCUCACCAACCUCACCUAUGAGGACAUCCAGAAGCUUCAGGGAAGCCAGGCUCGCAAGGCGGCAGAGAAGAACAUUCUGAUCAACCACCUCCCCGAGGCUUACGCUAUCCUCAAGAAGGCCCGCGAUGAAGGCAAGAAGGAGCGCCGUGUUGAUUUUGUCCUCGACAACUCGGGCUUCGAGCUGUACGUUGACCUCGUCCUGGCCGGAUUCCUCCUUACCUCUGGCCUGGCCACCCACAUCAUUCUCCAUCCCAAGUCAAUCCCCUGGUUUGUGUCUGAUGUCCUGCCUGGCGACUACUGCCUUCUCCUGAACGCCAUUGCCGAACCCAGAAAGUUCUUCGAGACUCAGUCCGACGAGGAGAAGGCGCAAGACAAAACCCCGGCUCCUUUGGCUGACAAGGAGGCCGAGGACCUCCUCUUUGUCGCCCAGGAGUGGACUAAGCUCUUCAAGGAGGACCAGAUCAUCUUGCGCCCUAACCGCUACUGGACUGCUGGUGGCAGCUUCUGGCGCCUGCCUGCAGAGGCUCAUGACCUUCAUGAGGACAUGAAGCGUGCCGAGCUCACCAUCUUCAAGGGUGACCUGAACUACCGAAAGCUCACCGGCGAUGCUCACUGGGAUCCCACUACCCCGUGGACCACCGCCCUCGGCCCCAUGGGCCCUGGAUCCGGGAUCAACGUCCUUUCUCUGCGAACCUGCAAGGCUGAUGUUGUUGUUGGCCUUCCGGCUGGCAAAGACGAAGAAUUGAGGGCCACUGAAGGUGGCGGUGGUGAUACUGGCGCCAGACGAUGGGCUUGGCACGGGAAGUGGGCGGUUGUUUGCCUUUCAAAGGGUUCAUAG
Molecule: messenger RNA, 1422 nt
Organism: Metarhizium robertsii ARSEF 23
Lineage: Eukaryota; Fungi; Ascomycota; Sordariomycetes; Hypocreales; Clavicipitaceae
Product: DUF89 domain protein
Exons: 6
Coding region: 1-1422 (473 amino acids)
Biological process (GO): DNA damage response
Cellular component (GO): nucleus; cytoplasm
Molecular function (GO): phosphatase activity
Source: RefSeq, a predicted model, not a curated record